AUGUCCGUAUCAGCCUCGAUUCCCGACACCUCGCUUGGCCUUACCUCCUCCGAGAUCCAGAUCCUCCGACAACAGCAACAGAUUGCGCUUCAGGGUGGCCAUGCUGUCAACGGAGUUUCCAGGGGCAGAGGAACUGGUCGAAGCAGCAAUUCAAGUUCGCGUGCGGCCAGUGCUGCCAGCAGUCAUGGCCGAUUGUUGCUGGACCCGAUGAGUCUGCGAGCGCUAUCCCAUCAGCUGGAUGCGCUACAGGGGCAGAUUCGGAGUCGCAUCGACUAUACGAUGUUCCACAAGCCGGUCAGCCUUGCAUAUCAUCUUAUCAUCUGUCCUAACAUUCUGCAGCUGGAGGAACAAAUGCAGCUCUCUAUUCAAAACACCUACGACCGUGCAGGAAAUGUUAUCCACAAUGCCGAUGCCGAGAUUGCCCGUACGCGUUCGAUUCUAGCCUCAAUUGAUGAGCUGGAAACCGAGAUGGCGAAGAUUGGACAUAUCAGGGAGAUUGUGAAAGCCUACCGCGGCCGAAUUGAAGGGCUUGACCAGCGCCUCGAUCAAGCCGCCCGUAGGAGACGAUGA
This is a messenger RNA of Aspergillus bombycis, 570 nucleotides long. RefSeq lists its product as uncharacterized. The coding region runs from base 1 to 570 and encodes 189 amino acids. Gene Ontology annotation, biological process: endosome organization. The record is from RefSeq and is a predicted model, not a curated record. The transcript has 2 exons. Gene Ontology annotation, cellular component: BLOC-1 complex. NCBI's taxonomy places the organism in Eukaryota, Fungi, Ascomycota, Eurotiomycetes, Eurotiales, Aspergillaceae.